AUGCCGUCGGCACUCUACGACCACCUCUACUCCCUCGCCUCGCAGCACGCCUCCGGGCGGGACCUGUUUGCCAUCCGGCACUCCUCUGCGAUACACAAAUGGGGCCACGCGCACGCGCUCUCGCAGCACCCUUCGCUGCGGCAUGAGCUGACAAACGAGGGGCUCGCCGCACACUUCAAGUCCACGGGCUCCUUGCUCAUCUCGUGCCCGGGCAAGGUGCACAGCAUCAUGGUCGACGAGCACCAGCGCCUCGCGACGAUCUGGAUGAGCUACUUCCUGACGACCAUCGCGGAGGAGGGCAAGGCCGAGGCGCACAGGGAGGUCGUGGAGAAUGACUUGAUCUGGACGCUCAAGUUUAGCGGCGAGCCCGAGGAGAGGCUGGAGGAGAUCAAGAUCGUCGAGAGCGUCGAGUUCAUUGAUCCCACGGCGAGCGGGAGGGCGAACGAGCUGUUGCGGAAAGCGGGCAUUGAGAUUAAGGCGGAUGUGGUUGGCGGUUUGGGUGUUGUGUUGCCGUCGACGUGA
Messenger RNA from Microdochium trichocladiopsis, 522 nucleotides. RefSeq lists its product as uncharacterized. The transcript has a single exon. The coding region runs from base 1 to 522 and encodes 173 amino acids. The record is from RefSeq and is a predicted model, not a curated record. Lineage: Eukaryota; Fungi; Ascomycota; Sordariomycetes; Xylariales; Microdochiaceae.